Molecule: messenger RNA, 1287 nt
Organism: Telopea speciosissima
Lineage: Eukaryota; Viridiplantae; Streptophyta; Magnoliopsida; Proteales; Proteaceae
Product: ankyrin repeat-containing protein At5g02620-like
Exons: 2
Coding region: 10-1287 (425 amino acids)
Molecular function (GO): protein binding
Source: RefSeq, a predicted model, not a curated record
CGGCCGGUCAUGGAUCCUCAACUCUACAGAGCUGCAAAACUUGGUGAUGUCAAACUUCUCAAACAAGUAGUGAAUGAAGAUUCUAGCCGAUUGCAGAGAGUAACUCCACAAGGGAACACAGCCCUUCACGUCUCUGUGAGUUUUGGUCGCAUUGACUUCGUAGAGGAAGUGUACGCUGAGCUUCUCAAACACAAUACAAACUUAGAAGGCGACACAGACUGCGGCAGAAGACUGUCGCUUCUCACAAAGAUGAACUCAGCAGGUGAUACUGCCCUUCAUGAAGCAAUCAGAGAAGGCCACACUUCUAUAGCUAAAUUUCUCAUCGAAAAGAUUCUGUCUUGGCAUUCUGACGUCCAUGACGUCGAAAAUGGAAAUACUUCCCUUGGUCGUGAGACAAUAAGGAUGAGAAACAAGAGCGAAAACACGGCCCUUCAUGAAGCUUUGCUAAGAAAUGAUCUUGAGAUGGUGGAAUUGCUAAUUAGGGCAGACCCUGAUGGUUUAGGGCACCCUAACUACGAUGCUGAUGCGGAAGGACGUGGGGAGUCUCCACUCUACAUGGCUGCUAAGGACGGACGUUUGGAUAUUAUCAACAAAAUCUUGAACAUCUGUCCAUCUGCAGCUCACGGUGGACCACAUGGCCGGACGGCUUUACAUGUGGCCGUCGUUCAGGGUCAUCUAGAUGCGGUGACAGUACUCUUAGAGAAGAAAGGAGAACUUGUCAAUAAGGAAGAUGAAAAUGGGAGGACAGCUCUUCACUAUGCAGUGGCAUGGGAAGAAAGCCACAAGAUAAUACAGAAGUUGCUGAGUCAAGAUACUUCCAGUGUGUAUCAAUUGGAUAAAUAUGGUCUCUCACCACUUCACAUCGCAGCUCUUCAAUCAAGCUUUAGUGUAUUUAGAGUGCUCAUCGAAUGCUGCCCAGAUUUCGGGGAAUUGUUGGACAGAAAUCGUCGCAAUGUUCUCCAUUAUGCUGUGAUGAGUAAGGAUUUGGAUAAAAUCAAGUUUGGGAUAGAGCAACUAGAGCGUGAGAAACUCAUAAACCAUCCAGAUGAUGAUGGAAACACUCCACUUCACCUCGCCGCCAGUCAAGGCUCUCUCAAGCUUAUGGAACUUUUUAUUUCAAAUGAAAGGGUCGACAAAACGGCCAUGAAUAACAACGGCCAGACAGCUGAUGAGAUUUAUCUGAACGCGGUCUCUAGCUUCAAUGGUCUAAUAACUUUCAUUAAAGCGGUGAGCCCUUUCUUUCCGGAUGGGGCAGCUGCCCGUCCUGCCUGUGCUGUGCAGAUAUAG